Gossypium raimondii (Peruvian cotton) is the source of this 1247-nucleotide messenger RNA. RefSeq names its product tetraketide alpha-pyrone reductase 2. The transcript has 6 exons. The record is from RefSeq and is a predicted model, not a curated record. Lineage: Eukaryota; Viridiplantae; Streptophyta; Magnoliopsida; Malvales; Malvaceae. Gene Ontology annotation, molecular function: oxidoreductase activity, acting on the CH-OH group of donors, NAD or NADP as acceptor.
CUCUUGCGGAAUGAAUGAAGCAUCUGCUUAUAUCCUUCCCCACUCCAAAAGAAACAUGAUGAUAAAUAUAUAAAGAAAUGCAAAGCACAUGACAAUUGAGCCACCAAUAUAUUUAGUGAUGGUAGAAAUAAGAAAUGAAACAAGUGAAGAAGACAGAAGAAAUAUGGCGGAAUAUUGUGUAACAGGCGGAACAGGAUUCAUUGCUGCUUAUUUGGUGAAGUCGUUGCUGGAGAAAGGUUGUUUUGUGCGUACCACAGUGCGAGACCCAGGGGAUGCAGAAAAGGUUGGUUUUCUUAUGGAAUUGGCAGGAGCAAAGGAGAGGUUGAAGAUUAUGAAAGCUGAUUUAACUGAGGAUGGAAGCUUUGACGAAGCUAUCCAAGGCGUCGUUGGUGUUUUCCACACUGCAUCUCCUGUUCUCGUUCCUUACGAUCAAAAUAUUCAAGCAAAAAUACAUUACCUGUAGGCAACUCUAAUUGAUCCAUGCAUAAAGGGUACGUUGAAUGUGCUGAGAUCAUGCUCAAAAGCCAGCAGUGUGAAAAGGGUGGUGCUCACCUCAUCAUGCUCUUCUAUACGUUACCGUUUCGAUGUCCAGAAGCAGCAAAUUACUUCCCUGGACGAGUCACAUUGGAGUGAUCCAGAGUAUUGCAAGCGUUACAAUCUCUUUUACGCAUAUGCAAAGACUGUAGCGGAAAAAGAAGCGUGGAGAGUGGCAAAAGAAACAGGGAUGGAUCUGGUGGUAGUCAAUCCAUCUUUCGUGGUUGGCCCCUUGCUUGCUCCACACCCAACCAGUACUCUGCUCUUGAUACUCGCUAUAGUUAAAGGUUUGAGAGGAGAAUACCCGAACACCACAGUAGGUUUUGUGCACAUAGAUGAUGUGGUUGCUGCUCACAUUUUAGCUAUGGAGGAAUGCAAAGCCUCAGGCAGGUUGGUAUGCUCUAGCUCAGUAGCUCAUUGGACACAGAUUAUUGAGAUACUGAAGGCCAAGUAUCCUUCCUAUCCUUUUGAAAACAAGUGUAGCAGUCAAGAAGGAGACAACUGUGAGCAUAUCAUGGAAACGAGCAAGAUACAAAAGUUGGGCUUCCCAGCAUUCAAAUCGGUUCCUGAAAUGUUUGAUGACUGUAUCAAGAGUUUCCAAGAAAAAGGAUUUCUAUGAACUUUCUCAUUGUCCUCGCCAUAUCCCACUGUUUGUUUGUUUUUUUCCUUCAUCGAAUAAAAGCUGUCAAAUUAAUGAACUUAUGCCAAAUGCA